This is a messenger RNA of Fusarium keratoplasticum, 729 nucleotides long. RefSeq names its product B3-4 domain-containing protein. The record is from RefSeq and is a predicted model, not a curated record. Gene Ontology annotation, molecular function: phenylalanine-tRNA ligase activity; RNA binding. Lineage: Eukaryota; Fungi; Ascomycota; Sordariomycetes; Hypocreales; Nectriaceae. The transcript has a single exon. The coding region runs from base 1 to 729 and encodes 242 amino acids.
AUGAGCGGAACACAGAUCGCACAGAGCCUCUUGCAAGCCGCUCGCGUUGCUCCAGAAAUCUUCAAGCUGCGACCUGACUACCGCGUCCUCUUGCUAGUUGUGGAAGGCAUCCCUCCAGGCCCCAGCGACGCCGCCAGCGAAGCCCUCCUCCAAGAGGCCGAGAAGACGGCCAAGGAGCUUCUGGCUAAGCACCCCGUCACCGAGAUCCCUCACAUCGCCGCCUGGAGAGCCGCGUACAAGGGCUUCGGAGCCAAGCCGCAAAAGACUCGUAAUAGUCUGGAGGCUCUCACACGUCGUGUCGAAGCCGGCCUCCCCCGUGUCAACCGGUUGACCGACAUCUACAACGCCAUCUCUGUCAAGCAUCAGAUCCCACUGGGUGGAGAAGAUCUCGACAAGUAUGAUGGAUCACCAUUCUUGGUGCGGGCGACAGGCACAGAAGAGUUUCAAACCUUUUCUGGUGGAGAGCCUCAGUCAGAGCUGGCAUCACCCGGGGAGCCCAUCUGGCGCGACGAUACGGGCAUCACCUGCCGUCGCUGGAACUGGAGACAGGGCCCGAGAACUGCGCUGACUGACGACACUAAGCGAGUGUUGUUUAUCCUGGAUGCGCUGGAGCCUCUUUCGGAUGAGGCUCUGCAUCAGGCUGCCGAUGAGCUUGCUUCGGCGCUCAAGAGUUUGUCCCCUGAAGUGCAAACUGCGCAGCGACUGAUUUCGGCUCCUACCGAGUCAUGA